UCCUCGUUCUUCACGACACAAACAAUAAGGCCAUUUUCUAACCUGACACUUGCUCACGCAGUGACAGACUAACUUUCACUUGAACCUAUAGAAAAUACCCAGCUCAGAGGGCCGUUCAAAGGGAUAUCCGCCGUUCUCGGGAGGUACUGAAGUUGCAAGGCGGUUUCACGACCGAAUUACUAGCGGAAUUCCCCUACUCGAGGUCACUCUAGCUCGCUCAUUAUGGCUUCAAGUGUGCCUUCAGACUUAGAUGCAUCUUUCGUAUUGGUUAACGACGACUACGUUCCGUCGUCGUCAGCUUCAGCAGGGACUCCAACGCCUGGUGCGAUGCAAUCCCGGCAUUUAAAUUCUACAUUGCUUAGUCCCGCAACACCAUCGUACGCUCAUGAUUGGUCCCCUAGUGGAACUGGAGGAAAACUGUCUCAGCAUGGUCGUCACUUCAUUGAUGCUCACGGGAGAGUCUGUCACUUGCGCGGUGUCAACCUCUCAGGAAACUGUAAGACGCCGAUCCAUGAUACAUUUCCUGACAAUCCCGCUGCGGUUACGUUUGUGAAUAGACCUUUCCCAAUAGAAGACGCACCACAGCAUUUUGCUCGACUUCGUCGUUGGGGACUAACCUUCGUUCGCUUCCUUGUCACAUGGGAAGCUGUGGAACACGCCGGACCUGGAGAAUAUGACUAUGACUACCUCAAUUAUCUUAAGCAGGUCCUGGCCCUCCUUCCUCAAUACGGCCUCUCUUGUUUCGUUGCGCUUCAUCAAGAUGUCUGGUCACGGUACUCUGGUGGCAGUGGGGCACCGGCUUGGACAAUAGAAUCUGCAGGCUUUGACUUAGAUGCACUAGAAGAAUCUGGAAGUGCUUGGUUGAAUGGUCUGCGAGUGAAAACUGCAGAAGGAAAAUAUGAUGAGGAAGAUCGAGGAACUGUGAAGCCGGAAGAGAGGGGAUUAUGGUCGACUGGGUAUCAGAAGUUGGCUGCUGCUACAUUAGCGACCUGUUUCUGGGCAGGAGAUACAUUUGCGCCUAAGGCCAAGGUCAAACGCAGGACGAAAACUGGAAACGAGGAGGAAGUGUCAAUACAGCAAUUCCUGCAGGACGAUUUUCUUGACAUGUGGGAAGUACUUGCUGACACUGUUGGUCACCUUCCUGGGGUGCUGGGCUUCGAAAUCAUGAACGAACCUCAUCGUGGAUACGUUGAGCUUCAGUCUAUGUACGGGUGGGACUACAAUACUGAUCUUCACCUUGGCGCUAUCCCCUCGCCUCUCCACUCCUUUACUCUUGGAGCGGGGUAUUCAACGAGCGUUCCUCAUUACACACGUUCAUUCCCCAUGCCUACUCGACACACGUCCUCCGUUACGCUCAAUACCGCCGGUCGGAAGGUAUGGCGAGAGGAUGGUGUUACGGAAGGGAAGUGCAUAUGGGAAAUGCAUGGCGUCUGGGGUUGGGAUGAGCAGAAGAAGGAAGGGAUUGUACUCAGGGAAAAUUACUUCAAGAGGCAUCCUUUGACUGGGAAGCCGGUUGAUUGGUAUAACGACUUUUACUUCCCUUUCCUCAGUCGAUGGGCCGAUCGAGUGCGAACUGUUGUUGAUAAUGACAAAAUGGUAUUCGUAGAGGCUAUACCGAAUGAGUUCUGUCCAAGCUCAUGGACGCCUGACCACCAACCAGGUAACUUAGUCUACGCACCACAUUGGUAUGACCUUAAUGCCUUGUUCAACAAAGCGUUCGGGGACUUCUCCGUCAAUGUUCAGGGCCUCUCGCGGGGCAUGUUCCUGUUGAAGGCUUUUUACUGGGGCCACAUCGGUGCUCGCAAUAAUUUCUCGCUUCAGAUCAAGAACCUUGCGGAAGCCGCGUAUCGUUCACUGGGCGAGAAACCAGUGUUGAUCGGGGAGUGCGGUAUUCCCAUGGACAUGAAUCAGGGUGAAGCGUUUGAAAGCGAAGAUUGGACCUGGCAAAAUAGGAUGAUGGACGCCAUGAUCACGGCGCUGGAGCGCUCCUUUAUUGGAUUCACGUAUGUUCUGUUCCGUCUGUGCGGGAGCGAACAGUUUAACUCGUCUUGUGUCUGCAGGCUAUGGAACUACAACCCCUCCAACUCGGACCUCCAUGGUGACACAUGGAAUGGAGAGAACUUCUCCUUCUUCGCUCAACGUCGUGCUCUUCCUCCUUCUCUUCUGACGCUCGAUCAGACUUCGCCCACUCUGGAUAACGGCGCUCGCCUUCUGCGUGCAGUUGUCAGACCGUAUGCGGCUAAAGUUGCAGGUAUACCUCUGAAGUGGAAGUAUGAGCUCAACACUGGAGAUUGCGAGCUUGAGUGGAUGGUGCCCUACUCGAAUGGCCAUGAAGACUCGCAGGCAAAAGGUGGCCCUACAGUCGACCAACCGCCACUUGUCGGUCACCCAACUCUCACGUCAAACACGACAGAGAUUUUCUUUCCUCACAUACUUUCCCAAGACCGCACGCUCUCCGUCUCUUCACCCCUGGACUCAUCUUCCGCUUCGCCGACGUUCACCUCAGAAUAUGUGCCCUCUCUCCAGACGCUCUACAUUCAACAAUUAGACAUGACUCCUGGGAAGAAGUAUCAUAUAAAGAUUAGGCUUGACCCUAGCUUGAAGCAGGCCUUCGAGUUAAAUGAUUUCUGGACGGACUUUAUUGGACAUAUCUAUUUGGGCGGCGGCUUUAUAUUUGCUAUAGCUGCAUGGUUCUUUGUUGGAUUCCUUUGAUACCGUCAGGACACUGCUAUCACCCCAGUGUUAUCGUUGCUUCCACUUAUUUACACCUGUCUUGUUCCCUAUAACUGCAGUAUACAACUAUGUACUGUACUACAGUUUCGGCCUUCGUAAUGAGGCGAUGAUUAUAACAGCCGGACGCUAGUCGGCAAGUCCCGGCUGUUUUUCCGACGAAGAGUUCCCUCGGACCUCAGCCCCAGCUUGUCUCCAACCUCAAUCAUGUGGGGAACUUUUUUUCUUUCGCACUGUAUCAUUCCGGAUACUUAUGCUGGUGUACAACGAGGAGGCCAGACACCUAUGGAAUGUUGCUGCUGUUGUCAACUCCUGCUGGAGUCCGACAGAUCUUCCAUUCAGUGAACUUUGACGUUGUCUUGUGGCCGAAAUCUGUGGCCAUCUGGCGUGAGACUUGGAAACGAAUAUCUGUUGUUCUUUUAUGCGUCUUCCGAAGACAACUUGCGAACUUCGGUUGUUCUCUCUCUUGGCAUCUAACCGUUCCUCAAAUACCGUUCAACUUGUUCUAACCAUAACUAUGUUCAAUUUGCUGUCUGACUCGAUUCUGCUACACAUUCGUACUUUCAUCCUCGGAGACAUAUCUACUCAUGUUUCACUCUCCC
Messenger RNA from Somion occarium, 3332 nucleotides. The record is from the annotation of a GenBank genome assembly. NCBI's taxonomy places the organism in Eukaryota, Fungi, Basidiomycota, Agaricomycetes, Polyporales, Cerrenaceae.